Rhinocladiella mackenziei CBS 650.93 is the source of this 1107-nucleotide messenger RNA. RefSeq lists its product as uncharacterized. The coding region runs from base 1 to 1107 and encodes 368 amino acids. The record is from RefSeq and is a predicted model, not a curated record. Gene Ontology annotation, molecular function: oxidoreductase activity. The transcript has 2 exons. Gene Ontology annotation, cellular component: cytoplasm. Lineage: Eukaryota; Fungi; Ascomycota; Eurotiomycetes; Chaetothyriales; Herpotrichiellaceae.
AUGAUUCAACCGACGAGAACCAAUGUUUUGCUGGUAGGCAGUGGUGGUGUGGGCACGAUGGCCGCAUACGCGCUUGAAACUGGCUGCCAGGCCGAGGUGACAGCUGUACUGAGAUCGAACUACGAAGCUGUUCAGAAGGCCGGGUUCUUCAUUGAUUCCAUUGAACACGGAGACGGGAUCGGGCCUUGGAAGCCCACGAAAUGUAAGCCCCAUGUUCAAAGAGACUCUGCAAACGAUCGAAAGAAAUCGCUGAACGGAUUAAAUCAAGUGUGCAACAAAGUUCCGAACGUCGCAGAAGAAGGGAUAAAACCUUUCGAUUUCAUUGUCGUCACUACCAAAAACAUUGCCGACGUGAAACCCACGGUCGAGGAAAUCAUUGAGCCGGCCGUAACUCCUGGCCACACGACCAUUGCGCUCGUCCAGAAUGGACUCAAUAUCGAAAAGCCUCUGAUUGAAAAAUAUCCAGAAAACGUUGUCCUGUCUGGAGUUAGCUUGAUUGGCGCCACAGAGACCGCGCCUGGCAAAAUUCGUCAUGACGACAACGAUGUUCUGAAAAUUGGACCGUACGACUCCCCCAAGAUCCCCAAGGAAGUCCGUGAAGCAGCGGCCAAAAAGUUUUGUGAAAUCUACAAUGCCUGUGGCAAGGUCGACUGUCAAUUCGACGAUAAUGUCCUGUACACUCGGUGGCGGAAGCUCGUGUACAAUGCCUCGUUCAAUUCGGUCGCAACGGUUCUGCGAUUGGAUACCACGAGGAUGAGAAUUUCGGAACAUAUCAUCGAUAAUUUAAUUCGGCCGGCAAUGCUGGAGAUCAAAGCUGCUGCGAAGGCUGUGGGUGUGGAGCUUCCGGCGGAUAUUGCUGAGGUCAUGAUUAGGGUGGACCCGAAAGACACUUACUUCAAGCCGAGCAUGUGUCAGGACAUUGAGAAGGGAAAUUACAUUGAAUUCGAGAACAUCGUGGGUGAACCGAUCAGGGAAGCUGAGAAGCUUGGUGUUCCGACGCCAACGUUGAAGAUCAUCUAUGGGUUUCUGAAGGGACUACAGUGGAAAACGAUGGAAGCAAAGGGGCUGGUGGUGCCCAAAUGGAGUGAAAAUAGUUUAUAUGGUUGA